Messenger RNA from Lineus longissimus, 4141 nucleotides. Its product is annotated as high affinity cGMP-specific 3',5'-cyclic phosphodiesterase 9A-like. The transcript is spliced from 12 exons. Gene Ontology annotation, molecular function: 3',5'-cyclic-GMP phosphodiesterase activity. Lineage: Eukaryota; Metazoa; Nemertea; Pilidiophora; Heteronemertea; Lineidae. Gene Ontology annotation, biological process: cGMP catabolic process; signal transduction. The record is from RefSeq and is a predicted model, not a curated record. Bases 133 to 1704 code for a protein of 523 amino acids.
CGCUCUCCCGCAUAGAACGAAUGCUGAUCUUCUGCUAAAAUAUGUGUUAAAACUUCGACAAAAAGUGACUAAUUCUGCGGUGGAUUUGUUUAAAAAGUGAUGUGCUGAUAUUUAUGGGAUCUAAGCAAUAGUAUGGCUACCAAGGUGGUGUAUUUUACUGUCGGGGGCCGCAAGGAACAGGCCGAAUUUCGAAGCGAUGACCCGACUGACGAUGUACGAGAGACAUUCCGAGCAGCGGCAGAAGCAGGACCAAACGACAUCCUUAAACUCUACAACACAAAGGGAAACCUAGUCAAUAUUUCGGGCAAGUUAGCCGAGAAUUCACCCAACACACGCUACAAGCUCGAGGUGGUAGCGGCCAUUUUGUCGGGUCACACAAUAGCUUCCCAACUUGGCUUCAACUCCAUCGACAUGGAGGCACGAUUGCAACUCGUUGAAAAGAAACUGCUUGUUGAGAAUGGUGAAUUGCCCCAAUCGUUGUCUGAGAUAAAACACAAGGUGGAAUCAUUCAGGGAAAAAUUAGAGGGUGUUGAGCACCUGAGCUGGUUGGGCCUUUUCAAAGACAUUUCCAGCGGUACGUCGUUACAACCGUUCUGGAACAAAAAAAACAACAGUAAACGGAAAGAUCAGGAACAUUAUGAACGCGUCUUUGAGAAGUUUAAAAAGAUGAGUCAAGUCCAGAUGACCGAAUCAGUUCGUGUCUACCUCCGUAAACCGACCUUCGACAACUGGCAGUGGGAUGAUGCUGAAAUCCUGGUACUGUUACAACAAAUGUACAUAGAUCUGGGGUUUUUAUCAACAUUUAAUAUAGAGUUGAAGACAUUACAGUUGUGGCUCUACGAGGUCUACAUUCAUUAUAAUUCUGUCCCGUUUCAUAACUUCAAACAUUGUUUCAUGGUUGCUCAAAUGAUGUAUGGCUUAACAUGGUUAAUAGACUUGCCGAAAUAUCUCGAUGCUAUUGAUAUUCUUGUCCUCAUCACGUCCGCAAUCUGCCACGACUUGGACCAUCCAGGGUAUAACAAUGCAUAUCAGAUCAAUGCAAGAACUGAACUAGCGCUCAUGUAUAACGACAUUUCACCGUUGGAGAAUCACCACUGUGCCGUAGCCUUUGAGAUCCUUGAGAAACCACAGGCAAACAUAUUCGAAAACCUGCCAAUCGACACGUAUAAGAAAGUACGUGAAGGGAUGAUCAGGUGUAUCUUAGCAACAGACAUGGCAAAACAUUCAGAAAUACUCAACAGUUUCAAGAGUUUAGUCAAAAACUUUGACUUCAGCAAUAAGGAGCAUAAAGCAGUGCUAAUGAUGAUCUGUAUCAAGAUGGCGGACAUCUCAAACGAAGCGCGGCCAAUGGAGGUGGCAGAGCCAUGGCUCGAGUGUCUGCUUGAGGAGUACUUCCAACAGAGUGACAUGGAGAAACUGGAAGGUCUGCCUGUGGCCCCCUUCAUGGAUCGCGAAAAAGUCUCCAAAAGUUCUUCUCAGGUCGGCUUCAUCAAGUUUGUUCUGCUACCGUUGUUUGAGGCUCUGGGAGAGCUCUUUCCUGUGAUAGAGGAUGACAUCAUUGACCCUGUGCGAAAGGCGCUCGAGUAUUACACAGAAAUGCAGAAAGCUCUCGAGGAAGAGAAGGCACGCAAGUUAGAGAGCGACAAGGAUGCCAGCAAGAACACGAUCACAGCACCAAAGGCAAAUGGCACGGUCAAAUCAUGAGGUCAAGGGCAAAUAUUGGGGUAAGGGUCAAGGUUCAAAUCACGUGUGCAUAAGGACAUUGACCGAGAUCGUUCCCGCUCUUCUUCGAUAUAUCUGUUGUGUAACCCGUCGUUACCUGCCAUAUGGGUUUGAAGAGCAUGUUCUGGGUGAUCAGAGCAUGCAUUCCUAUGUCAAAAUACUGUAAAAAACUAUGUGUACACCUCAGCAUUGAAUCUGUAUAUAGACCUAUCCCCAACUAGGAGCACUGGAAAGGCGUGUAGUCAUUCUGAUGGUUGGAAGUCCGUAUGGAAAGAAGUAUUGUGUAUGUCAGCAUGGAGCUAUUGCCACUCUCAAGAUGGCACCUGUGAUUUUGUUAUGUUAUGUUACCAAGGUUACAAGAAUAAGCAGCCAUCUUGAAAGUUUUGUGCAGGUUCUAACUGUGCUGGCCACUAUCACCCAUUCGUCUUGACUCAGAGCUUCACAAUAUUCUGCUUCCUCUAUUGUCAUCUGCACAAACUAAUUCUUGUCUUCCCGGCUGUCAUCAGGAAGAUGAAAUAUUCUCUAGAAAACGUUAGACGAUGUCAAUAUCCUCCUCCGCAAGUUACUGUAAUCCAAGAAAUAUGUGCUUUUAUUUUUCGUGAUUUUCAUGUUUACAAAAAAUUGCCACGAAAAAUAUAUCAAUUGAAAUGACGGGUAAAUAUUGACAGGUUUGCAGUCAGUUUGUAAAUCUGUUUCUUGACAGGACUUCUCAUCUGUUGUCCUGGGCCAAGAUACCUUCUCAUCUGUCUCCUAUCUUAGAGACAUUGUGUCAAAGGUGUUCUAUAUGUUUACCUGCUAAUCAGAUUAUAGAUGGAUUAAUAUGUAUUUGUAAACUAAAGUUGUAACAAGAGUUACCACAUGUGUAGAUUUGAAUGAAUAAACAUUGCUGGGGUACCUUUCAAGGAACAUGGAUUACACACAAGUCUCAAUGGUAGGACAGGUCUAAGUGUAUGAUCUAAAGGAAGCCUCUGAUAGGUCACUGACUCUAUUGACACUUCAUUGACACCAAUUUCUGCCCCACCAACAAACCAAACAUUUCCUCCCCCACGACACACUUGUGUUGUCAGAUUACAAAAACAUACACAACAAUUCUAAUCAACCAUAUGAGAAGUGAAACUCCAUGUAAUCAAGAAUAGAACAGAGUAAUGUUUAUUUAUUCUGACUGUAAUCAAUAUCUCGUAUUAGUAUGACAUGUAUUAUUUUUGUAAAUUAUUGCAUUUAUAGAUUUUAACCUAUUUAUUAUUUUAUGGAUAAGCUGGUUGAGUGUGACUAAUUGGGGCAGUUGAGUGUCCAUGACUCAGGUUCCUGUUCACUACUUCAUGCUAUAGGGCGGCGCAAAGAUACAAGUAGAUGACAUCACCACGUCAAACCUAGUGAUGUCACAGACAUUAGAUAAUGUCACGUCACUGACAUCAAGGUAUAUAUUGCUGUCAUUCAUUGGCCACAUUUUAGACAUGCAUUGUCCGAUAGUUUGAUGAUGUCACAAACAUUAUCUUUGCGGGGCCCGAUUUCACCAGACAUUCAGUUGGUUUGCACCCAUGAAGAAUAAGUGUAUAUAUCGGUUGCCUGCAGUAUUGUUUAUAAUGUAUGAUACACUGUGCCUUGUCUUGGCCACAGCGGUUUCCUGUUGCGAGCAUUACUGCUUGGGGCGAAACAAAUAUGGAGGCAGUCAGAAUCGCGUUUCAGUGUUUAUUUUGAGGUGUUUUAAAAUAGAAAUCGAUACGUCUCUGUUUGAAUUGGUUGUCUCACCAUAAUCACAUGGCUCGAGCUGCCCAAGGUCUCCACUGCUACCUCAGUUUUGGCUUUCAUUGUAGCUCCACCCUCAUGGUGAUUGGUGAAGCAACCAAUACCGCCAAUUCAGUAUCAAUUCCUUGAGCCAAAAUGUAAAUAUAAUAUAAAAAUGUGUACAAACUUUAAUUUAUGUUAUUCAGUUAAGUCGAACCAAGGACCACAUAGACUGUUACCUAGUUCCUUCAUAAACGCGUCUUUGAAGAGUAUUUUUGUAUUAUAACGCCUAGCUGUUACGAGGACAUGGACACUAGAGGGAGCUAGUGGUUUGGAGGGUGGACACUAGGGAGAGUCAUCACAUACUCGUAUUAGAGAGAGUGCAAUGUGCCAACGUGUGACGAGCCAAUAGGAGCAAUAUUGGAGCUCUCGCUGUCUUGCUGUCACCUGCAAUGACACCCGCAAAUGAGUGAUUAUCAUUGCCUGUGAGAGGCUGUUCUCCUGUGGACGAGGUUGGUGGCUGACUAUAGGCUAGAGCGUUACACAGUGAUACAUGUACCAGUACUUGAUGGUCAAGUCUGUCUUCCCCUCGCUAAUCUUCAGCUCGUCUGUAUCAUUAACACUUGUUCAUAGAAUGCAGUAAGUCAACGACCUACAUGUAGACUUUAAUAAUAAACAAUGUCCAUUUACAGUA